Molecule: messenger RNA, 987 nt
Organism: Soboliphyme baturini
Lineage: Eukaryota; Metazoa; Nematoda; Enoplea; Dioctophymatida; Soboliphymatidae
Source: the annotation of a GenBank genome assembly
AUGAGUUAUGUGACGUAUGAACAAGGUGUUGGCCGCGUGAGCCUUUGUCAUCCGUCAGCAGCGCAGCAGAUGCAGUGCAGUUUGAGGGAUGCUGAGUUCAUCAGGCUACUGGUGGAAAAGGCGUGUCGCGCCACCGAAGGUCUUACCGGCGUGAAGGUGGACGCCACUUGGUUUCGAGAGAUGGAGCUGCUGGUGCAGGUAAUCUACUAUGCGGUGAACGUAGUGAACGGCAACCAGACCCUCGGCGAGGAACUGGCACACGUGCUGAUGACGGAUGCCUCCACCGAACAGGCGCCCUCUCCGCUGAAACGUAUGGUACGCACAGUCAUGAGGGCAACGACUUUUUACUGCGCGGUCAAGCUUUACGGGCGCUAUCGUUCUCGCGUUGUUCCUCCUGUAGAGCGACCGCUUGCGGUUCGUGCCCCUGUUCCCUCCUCGUGUGGGUUGGGCAUGCAAUGGCGCAGAAACGUUGUAAACUAUUGUGUUCGAACGUAUGAGAGUCUGAAAUUCGCUUUUUCCUCUAUCUUCCGGCGCUUCUCUCAUCAUGUGUAUACCAUGGCAGAUAACUUACAGAAGAACAACAAAGAAACGUUUCCCGAAACAUGUCUCCUGGACGGUGUGUCAUGUAUUGACAAGUUGUGGCAACUGUCAUCGACGCUGGAGCGAUUCCCCAAGUGGGGACCAGAAGAUUACGUGUUACUGUUCGCCAUGUCUAUCAAGUUGAUUGCACUGGCACUGAAUUGGAUUAAAGCGAAAUUGAAGAGGAAGCGAGUUGAUGACUCGGGACCAACAAAAAAGAGAAGGAACGUAGAUGGGCAAUUAUCCUGCCUUUUGUGUCAGUCCGAAAACAACGACCCUUGUUGUUUGCGCUGCGGCCACAUGUUUUGUGCGGAAUGUUGCUUCAGGCAGCGCACCGAAUCCGGUGUCUGCUCGCUGUGCGGUUUUAGCAUUAAAGCCGACCACAUUGUGCCAGUUUUGAAUUACUGA